AGUAAAAUCUCCGCGCUAAGAAUCAGUGGAAGUGAUGAAAGCAGCGUAGUGUAGUUUUUAUUUCGUGUACGCUGCGCUCAUUGUACAGUCAGUCGGCAAGUCAGACGGAGUUCUUACUAUUCAGGCGCCUCUUGAUAAUUUCCAACUGUGAUAAAACUUCACAAUGUGUGUUGGCAACUUGGAAAAACUUCUUUAGUUUGCAAACGAUAAAUGCCCCGUUUAUUUUAAAUGGAAAUGAAUAUAUGUUUGUUCUUUCUUGAUUGAAUUUGCGUUUGUGUUCGUACAAAAAUGCUGCGCUUGGAUUAUUCGGGAUAUUUUCUUGUUUAAUGGACUAUUAUCUGAGUAAUUUUCAUCCGGGAGUACCCUCCGUUGACUCCUACAGCUAACCCCUUGCAUCCCCGCCGCCAUGUUGACCAGCCGCUUACCCCUGGAUUCCACCUUCAGCAAUCCGUGUCCGUCUCUGUCCGACUCUUCAUCAGCAGACCUCUGCUUCAGCCACAAGACAUCUGAUCCGAAGUGGCACUAUCCUCCUGGCGACAUCCCCAGGACAUCCCCCAUCCCUGCCCAGCAGAAAGACUGCCCCACCAGCAAGAAGGUCGAAGAGAUCAAACCGCCGAAAGCGGCCAUGAACUGCAUCGAACCCGAAGAUGAUCUCAAUAUUCUCAUCAGCAACGCCCGCAAACUUCAACUCUGUGGAUACUACUACGGAAACCUGAGCUGGGUGGACGCUUCCGCCAUUCUCAGACACUGCAAAGUGGGCACCUUCCUUGUCAGGGACUCCGAACACGGGAGCUACCUGUACACCCUCUCCGUACAAACGCGGAAAGGGCCCACCAGCUGUCGCAUCGACUACACGGACGGACUUUUCCGUUUAGACUCUGCGAAAGGCCUGUCGCACAAAAUGCCUCUCUUUGACUGUGUGCUGUCUCUUAUCGAUUACUAUGUCCACCUAUCGCGGCACUGGCCCCUCAAGAACUCCAAGACACUGUCCCCGGUCUGGCUGGACAUGGACGAGUCCAACUCGACUGACGUCCCAGUCCAGAUCUACAAACCUUUGUACAGACAGAUGCGCAGCCUUCAGCACUUGUGUCGAGUGACGAUUGUUAAAAGUAUAAAAGAAAGCGAGUCUUGUUGCAAGACCGCCUACAGGACUACACAAGAUCCGUCAGUGCUAGUUUCUAGAACUUUGGACGAAGACCCUCAGUACAAAAAUUUACCCAAUAUGAUUAAAAACUAUUUAGUCCAAUAUCCCUACACUCAAUGACACCGUCAAUGUCUUAGGUUUUUUUUAUAGCAAUGUUGUGCCUGGCCACAUUUAUUUUUAUAUGUGAUUUGAUUCAUAACAAGGGUGGAAAUUUUUAGGAAUAUUCAUUGGAUCGGUAUGUGUGAAAUUUUUGACUAACACACUGAAAAAGAUUGGACUUUUAAAAAAAAUAAUAACAGUUCAUCUUAUUAAGAUCAACCUGAAAAAUACUGAAGCAGGAUUUAUCUAUCCUAAUGUCUAAAGUUUUUCUCUUUUUAAAAUAAUUAGAGAAAUUCUCUUAAUUUAUAAAAUAAAUGUCAAUGUAGCGUUUAUUUUAUAAAACCCAUUCGACAGAUGCAGUUUCGUUUUUAACACGUCAUCAUUGGGACCAAACAAAAAUAUAAAUAAUGUGUUAAGAUCCAUUUAAUAUUAAGAACAAACUAUGCAUUUUUCGCUCGCCUCAUAUUUUUUUAAAUCCAAUUCCGAUGCAGUUUUAUCGUGAAGAUGUACGGACAUUUGUGUAUGCUAUUUAUUUUUUUUUUUUCUUUUUUUGUACAUUCUGUUCUGUUCCAUACAUUCUUCCAAACAGUAUUAUUCUGGAGUAAAAUUGAGUCUUAUGUUCCCGAUUCUUAUUCUGAGACCCUGAUGCAGAUUUUCUGCUUCAUUGUUUCUUGUGUCUGUAUGUGAGUGAACAUCAGCUGGUUAUGAGAAUAUUUAUUUUGUGUGUGCGUGUGGAUAUAGUUUUAAACGUCAGACAUGUGCUACCGGUACAGAUUUAUUUAAACCAGGGCUUCUUAAAAGCAUCCUAACUUCACCCCCUGCCCCUUUCUCUGGAGAAGGGGGUGGGGAGGGAAAAACGGCAUCACAUCUCCAAUGCAUAGGAAAAUGGAAUAAACCAAAGUGGUACUAAUUGAUGGUAGUAAUAAAAAAAAAUCAUAAAAAUAUUUUAUUUAAAAUUAGGUUGUUAAAAUACUUCAGACUUAUUUCUGAAAACAAAUUUUUAUUAUUUAAUAUAAAUCUUAAUCUUUUGCACUCUGAAAAAUAAUUCGAUGCGUUAUUAUUGAUUUAAUACAUAGACCUGUUUAUUGCACCAGAGGGGGGGGGUGCCAGCUCAGGUGUUGUCCUCGUCAUCUGACCCCGGUUCAAAAUUAUGAAGUCCGUCCCAAAAUAGCCCUAGUGUUGCUUUACAACGGGACGUUAAUAUAACUAAACUAAACUGUUUAUUGCACCGAAAAAUAAAUAUACGCAACUAUUUUAAGUUGAACUUUACUGAAAAUUUUUUAACAUUUUGUAGGUAUUCUUAACAAUUAAAAUUUUAAAAAAUAAAUAAAAAUGUCAAAGUGAUUCACUAUCUUGAAUGGUGACUGAGAGAAGACAGUCGAGUGCAAAAGGUUUAAUAUUCACUUACUUAUUUAUGUUAUUUAUGAUUUAAUAAGCCCUGGGUUUAAAAAAUCUGUUUCAUUAUUUGCAAAUGGGUGUAUUUUGAUGUUAUAGAAUGUGUCUAAGUAAUAACUGCAAAUAACAUUUGCAAUACCUUAACAUGGCAAGGCAAAAAAAAAGAAAAAAAGCUUCGAGCUUUUUUUAUGCAAGUUAUAUCAUCUAUGCAAUUUCCUCCGCUGUUUGAUCAAUGCAGAUGUAAAUAUGUACAUAAGUAUUUUAGUGUCAUUUUUUUAAUGAAAAUCAGAAGAACUAGAUGAUCUAAUAUAUAUAUAUAUAUAUUUGUAUUUAUUUUUUCGUCCAUUGUAUAAAGUUUUGAAACUGACUUGAAUUUUCUGGAAAUUUUGACCAAAUGUUCUAGAAUUUGCAAAAGCAGAGAAAUUUUUUUUAUAUAUAAUAUCAUCCAUAAGCAUCCGGUGCUUGUAGCAUUGUGUUUAUAAUGAUUAAGCCUACUCUAACAUGAUAAUGUGAAUAGGCUGGCAUCCUAUCUAUAAAUUUUAAGAAUAAAUGCAAAGAGAAAACAUUCAAGACAUUUGAACCUAAUUGCUUAGCCAAUCUUUGUGCUUUUAUGUAAAGUAUGUUUGUAAGAGCUUAUAUAUAAUUUGGUCUCAAAAUUCGUAUAAAUUUGAAUGCCAUAUAAAUUUGUAUAUAAUUAUUUUGUUGUUUUUAAAAUUAUUUUAAGCUGAGUGUUUAUAUAAAAAAAAACUUACCCGGUGAAUUAGCACAUUUUUUUCCCCCAAAACUUUAAAGAAAUGUGUUUUUAGUCAAAAAAAAAUCAUUCGCAGUUAGAUAUUUUAGAAAGUCACUUUUUUCUUUCUAUUUGUUAUAGUGAAAUUUUAGUUAUAUUCUCGAAAGAGGGUAAAACUAUGCAAUAUGUAUGUAUUAGAACGCAGCAGUGUGUUUAUAGAAUAUUUUUAUUAUUAUGUCAUAAAAUUUAUAGUAAAACUAAAUUAUAGUAAAAAAAAUAUUGUUUACGAUUAGUAAUUUUUUACUUGAAAUGUUUGUAAAUUAAAUUUUUAUUGUGAGUAUAAAAACUGACGGAAAAUUACUAAAAAAGAAUUGUAAAAAAAAAAAAAUUACAAAAAUCUUUUUGUGAGAUAAUGAUGCUUUGUUAUCACUUAACGAGAUUUUUUUGUAAACCAUGUAAAAAAAUUGAAAAUUUAUGUAAAAAAAAAAAGGGAAUUUAUAUAAAAAAAAAUUACAUUUUUUUUUCUUUUUUGUGAGAAAAUUAUAUGUAGAAUACUGUCUUCGUCGUAAUUUAACGAGACAUUUUAUUCAUUCUAAAAAAAUUAUUGGAAACUAAUGUAUAUAGAAUUUAUGUAGAAAAAAUAAUAAAUUAUUAUAAUUAUUUUGAGAAAAGCUUGCAUAAUGGACAAUCUGUAUUUCAACAAAAUAAAAGUAUCGAAAGAUUCUAUAUAAAAAUGUCUGAAACACUGAUCCAAAUGAAAUUUGUUCAUGCAUUAUUGUAUUAAAUUAUAACUAGACUUUCUUAUGCAAUAUUCUGUAUAAGCAAGACAAUAUUAUUUUAACAUAGAGCAUUUAACGUAACCCUUAAGCAAACCCGUGCCGUAAAGGGAAACGUAAACAUUCUUUAUAGAACGGUCCACUGGAAUCUUCAGGUUUCCUGGAAGUAUUCCUUUUUGUUUCAGACAAUGGGAGCGAGUAGGUCAACAAUGGAAACAAGAAAGAAGGCCAGCAUAUGUUGAUGCGAUUUCCAGGAAACUCGAUUCGCCCUCUUAUAAUUUUUUUUCUUCUCUCUCUCUCUCUCCUUUUCUUAAAUCUUGACUGAAAUGUCACUCACUCAUAAAUGCUUUUUCAGUGAAGCAAAAAAAAAGGUUUGUUUCCGAUUUUUGGAAAGCUCUCUCUCGUAUCUCUUCUACGAAAACUCAAAAAUAGUUUAUUGAUUUCUUCUAGUCCAUGCCUCUCGUUAGCUUGUUUGGAGUUACCUCGUUUAAAAGGGACCUCAGAGAAGUUCUGGAAAUCGUUCUUGUUAAGAUAAACUAACGUGUUCUUGUUCGAGUAAAUUGCUGCAGGAGUCAAAAGAUCUUUUGUAUCUAAAUUUUUAAGCACGAGUAUGUUAUUUUGAUAAUUAGCUUUGCAAUCCUUGGAGCCCAGGUCAAAAAGUAUACAUUUGAUUAGCUAAUGUUUAUUCGUUUUUUAUUAAUGGUAAUUCAGUUUUUAUUUAUACAUAGUUUUUUUUUAAUUAAAAUUAUCCUUAUCCGUAUGUUUGAAUAUCCUUGUUUAUAUCCCAUGUUCAACUAUUAGGUACUUGUAGGACUUGAGGGAGCUUUCUAUAAAGGUCCAUCAAGAAAUGUUCGCUUCUCGAAAUCAGAAUGAAAAUUUAAUUAUAAAUAAUAAAACCAGGUUUUUUUUUGGCAUAAUUUUUUAAUUAUUAAACAAAACAGUUUAAACAUAUCUAAUGGGCUUUAGUCGUUGGUUACAGUCUGUGACUGAAUCCGAUUAAGUUGAUGGUUUUAAGUUUCCCAGUUAGUUUAAAAUGAGGUACAGUAUUUUAGAAUGAUAUCAUACCAAAAUUGUAAUGUUGCUUUCGCUAAUGCUACUGUUUAAUUUCGUACUUUCAAAUAACUGCUCCUAAUCUUAUUUACGAAUGCAAUCAAUAUUUUUAAUACAUUGUAUUAAUUGUCUUAAAUUAAUUUGAUUGUGUACUAUGUCUGAUAUAUUGAGUUACAUCGAUGUUGAAAAUGAGAAGCUUGUUAAAAAAAAUGAUUCAUGUGAGUCAUCUUCAUGAUUCUGAUUCAGCAAUCAUCUGAUGUUCACUCCCUUUCCGUGUGUGUCUGUUGUGUAUUAAACGAUACCGUGUGCUACAACGGUGUUGUUGUACUUGCUUGUGUUGUAUGCCAUAGCUUAGAAAAAGUGAUUACUGUCUAAUAAUUUACUAAGCCUAGAAUACAAACUUCUGAAUUCUUGAGAAAUGUUUUUUUUAAAUAAUAGCACAUGUUUUGUUAUUGUUUUCAUUGUUAUCAUUAAAUUUUGCAUUGCAACUCAAAAUGAAUCAUUGCAUAAACACUCGUGACAUCAGUUAACCUAUUUCACAUAAAAAAAAAGUUCAUAGAUGUCUUGUCAUAUUUCUUUCAGUGUGAUGAUUGUGUUAUUAUUAAGUGGCGUGGAUGAGAGGUCGCCGACCCCUAUCUGCGCCACUUUUUGUUUUAUCGGUGUAAAUUAACGAGAAGAAAAUGUUACACACAAUUAUAUUUUAUUUUGCAUCCAGCGGACAUUUAAUUUAUACGAUAUGUUGCUACCUCGAAUAUUUAUGACUAUAAAAAGAACUUAAAACUGUGUCCAUGUAAUAUUCGCACCGCAAAAAUCGCGGUGAAAUUGUACAGAAAAAAAAAACUUUUUGUAUUAUGAUGUGCUUUCUAAGUGUUUAAUGACCAAUGCGUGGUGUAUGUUCCAUAGCUGUAUUAUGACUUCUAUAAUGUUGCGCAGCCGUGUAUGUGCUGCGAGCUGCUGUACAGUUCUGUGUGUUGCGGCGCAAGGUAUGCGCAUGACUUGAAAGGGAUAUUUGCUAUUUAUUGUCAAAUUUGACCAAUGUAACCUCAUGGGUACGUGCAUGUGUAAUGAUGUUGCGUUUUUCUUUUUGUGUGUGUGUUUUCGUGAAUCAUGAAAUUGGCCAAAAUAAAAAUCUAUUUAUAUUUAAA
Molecule: messenger RNA, 6339 nt
Organism: Argiope bruennichi
Lineage: Eukaryota; Metazoa; Arthropoda; Arachnida; Araneae; Araneidae
Product: suppressor of cytokine signaling 2-like
Exons: 2
Coding region: 407-1264 (285 amino acids)
Biological process (GO): intracellular signal transduction; phosphatidylinositol phosphate biosynthetic process
Cellular component (GO): phosphatidylinositol 3-kinase complex
Molecular function (GO): 1-phosphatidylinositol-3-kinase regulator activity
Source: RefSeq, a predicted model, not a curated record